Molecule: messenger RNA, 435 nt
Organism: Striga asiatica
Lineage: Eukaryota; Viridiplantae; Streptophyta; Magnoliopsida; Lamiales; Orobanchaceae
Source: the annotation of a GenBank genome assembly
AUGAAUGUCGCGACCAAGACGACGGAGAUAGCUGGACGACUGCGACCUCUCGGGGUGGAUGAACGAGACGACAGAUAUAUUGCGGCCGUCGGAGAGGCAGGAAGUCAAGUCGAGUCCAAGAACUGGCCUGCAUUGCGAUCCGUAUUGUUCCUCCGGCACGUGUGCUUCAGCCCAUCAGCAAACUGCGGGUCAAGGGUCGGGUCGGAGUCAUGGGCCGUGCUGAAGUUUCGGAGGCGGGCCGAGAAAGAAGAGCAGUGGGCAAAGCCCAGAGUGUGGCCUCCGGAUAGGGCCACCAAGUCCUUUGGCGAGAGGCCUCGUUUGGCGAAGCUCUGGAUGAGUUGGGAAGUGUUGAAGAAUGGGGACGGGAGAUUUACCGUCUCGUUUGCUCUGUUCGUGGGAGUCGAGUCCAGCAGUACCGACGCGUCACAUCCCUAA